UUGGUCCACUCUCUGCCGUGGCUUUUAUCUCUCAACACCUUCCACCAUUACGUCCCAAAGCAAAACGGACUUUUUAGGGCUUGCUUCUCGGACUCUCCAGAGGAACAGAUUCCUUGCCGCUGUGGUCGCCAUGGUUUUGGCACUCAUCAUCGCGAUUCCCCUGCUGGUCCAAACUUCUAAGUCCGAUGCGCACUACGAGAUGAUGGGCACCUGUCGAAUGAUCUGUGAGCCGUACCCCCCCAAUCCGAGCGCUACGGCUCUGGGGGUCAUGCCAGACCUGAGCGCGUUGCCGUCUCCGAGCUUUGUUCACGACACUAAGGGCGAGCCGGGUCGACCGGGGAAACCCGGUCCGAGAGGGCCGCCAAGCGAACCGGGGCCACCAGGUCCGAGAGGACCACCGGGGAAAAAAGGAGAUACUGGAAAGAGUAGCGUAGUGGGAUCACCGCGGACCGAGACCGGUGGAGAUUUCGGCGGGGCAAAGAUAGCGUUUUAUGUGGGUCUGAAAACCCCUCACGAGGGAUACGAAGUAUUGCGCUUCGACGAUGUUGUCACGAACCUGGGGAACCACUACGACCCGACAACCGGCAAGUUCACGUGCCAAGUGUCCGGGAUCUAUUACUUCACCUAUCAGGUGCUGAUGCGCGGUGGAGACGGGACGAGCAUGUGGGCAGACUUGUGCCAAAACGGGCAGGUCCGAGCCAGCGCCAUAGCGCAGGACGCAGACCAGAAUUACGACUACGCCACCAACAGCGUGGUCCUGCAGCUGGACUCCGGGGACGACAUUUAUGUCAAACUGGAUUACGGCAAGGCGCACGGCGGUAACAACAACAAGUACAGCACGUUGUGCGGCUUCCUUCUGUACCGGGACUAGAAUGAGAAGGCACCACUGCAGCCUAAAAGUGCCCGGACAGACCUCAGUUCAACCUGUGCAUCCACUUAGUCUCAUUUCAGCAUUACAACUGUCUCAUGCAAGACAAAAACGUCUGUAGAAUUAAUGUAACAAACACAUCACUCCUCAUGUUCAAGCCCCUUCUGUAACGGCUUAUUUGGAAAUAAGUGGAAUUAUUAGGCAAUGAUAAAAAAAAAUUAAAACCUUAGUUAUUUCCCUCCAUUGCGCUGAGACUACUACAGAUGAACAGCCUUCACAGGAUGUGCAGGUGUUGAAGCCUUUUCCUUUUGCAUUUUGUUUGAUUGAAGUUGUUAUUGCAGGAGAGGAGCGACCUGAAAAGACCUUGCUGUGUGAUGUGAUGCCACUAUAUUUGCUUGAAAGUGUGCCUCACAAAAGAUAUAUAUAUAUAUAUAUAUAUAUAUAUUGGUUUUGUUGCCUAAACAUUCUUGUGAAGACCGAAAUCCAUUUUGAAAAGACAUAUUGCAUCAUGUAACAAGCUUAUAUUACAUGUCAGUGUUACUGACAUGUGCACUGUCACUAGAGGAGUGGUAAGUAGAGUGUUUGAAGCAGAGGGCCACUGGCCAAACUGCAUUAGAUGCAUUGGUGUUAGAUGUAUAUCUAGUUAAGUUUUAACUUAUGUUUGAGUUUUAUUUUGUUAAAGGAACAGUAUAAGAUUUGGUGGCAUCUAGUGGUACAUCUACAACAUACCCCUCCUCCCAACCAGAACUGAGGUGGCCUUCAAGUAUGGACAGGUAUCUUUAUGAUGAUUAUUUUACUACUAGGACCUACUCUUAUCAAUACUCUGUUUUCUAAAUGAUUAAAUAAUCUUUUAAAAACAUUGCAUUUGUAAGAAAUACAUUUAUAGCAGGAUUAUUAUUUGUUUAUAUGUUAAAUAUCACUAGAUAUCAUUUCUAGAGCAGCAACAGUUGCGGUGCCAGUGCCACAAGGUUUACACAGUUUACAACAGCAAAGUCACUAAUAUCUCACUGGAAACAAAUCUAAAAUAUUAAAUAAAUACAUAGCAUUUCUGAGUGAAG
Messenger RNA from Cyclopterus lumpus (lumpfish), 1926 nucleotides. RefSeq names its product complement C1q-like protein 2. The record is from RefSeq and is a predicted model, not a curated record. Bases 131 to 871 code for a protein of 246 amino acids. The transcript has 2 exons. Gene Ontology annotation, molecular function: protein binding. NCBI's taxonomy places the organism in Eukaryota, Metazoa, Chordata, Actinopteri, Perciformes, Cyclopteridae.